CGUAUUAGAGGUGGCAGGGAGUCUCCUUCCCAGGGAUGCCCCCUCCCUCCAAUCCGGCCGUCACCUUGAGAUGCGAGGGAAAGCCUCGCGCGCCGUUGGUUUUCCCUUUCCCCGCCCCGUGCGCGCGCCAGAGGGAGAGAGAGAGAGAGCGCGAGAGAGAGGGCUCCCCGCGACAGCCUCCUCCUCCCCCCGCCCCCCGCUGCCAUCGCACUGCACCGCCGCCUUGCCCUCAGCGCGCGCUACUGCUGCUGCUGCCUCUGAGCGGAGACCCAAGCGCUUCCAAAAGCACGGUGAGCCAAUCCGGGUGAGAGACAGAAGAUAACAUUCCACCAACCCCCGCAGCUUUGGAGCGGCUGCUUCUGCGUUACUUCAUGCAACUUCUGCAGACUGCUUGAAUUCCCCAGUUGUGACACGAGCAUAGAGAAAUACUGCAUUUUGAACACAAAUCUUCUCUGAACCCUUCAGCAGUUUCAUUUUUGAACAGCAAACAGAGAACUGCUCGCAUUGGUGGUGCUGCUCCAGCUGCGUGUGUGUGUGUUGUAAAAAGGAUGGUGUUUCUCUAGCUGCCACGCACAAAACAACACAUUUGACAAUGAGGACUCUUCGCAGGUUGAAGUUCAUGAGUUCGCCCAGCCUCAGUGAUCUGGGCAAGAGAGAGCCGGCAGCCUUAGAUGAGCGGGGGACCCAGCAGCGACGGGCCUGCUCCAACGCCACCUGGAAUAGUAUCCAUAAUGGAGUAAUAGCUGUGUUCCAGCGAAAAGGUCUUGCAGAACAUGAACUUUACAAUCUUAAUGAAGGUGUCAGGCAGUUACUGAAAACGGAGCUUGGAUCCUUCUUUACUGAAUAUUUGCAGAAUCAGCUGCUCACCAAAGGAAUGGUGAUCCUGAGGGACAAGAUUCGGUUUUAUGAAGGACAGAAACUUUUAGAUACCUUGGCUGAAACGUGGGACUUCUUUUUCAGUGAUGUCCUGCCCAUGCUUCAGGCUAUAUUCUAUCCCGUUCAGGGAAAAGAGCCUUCUGUCCGCCAACUAGCUUUGUUGCACUUCAGAAAUAUUAUAACUCUCAAUAUCAAAUUGGAAGAUGCCUUGUCCCGUUCCCGAGCAAGGGUUCCUCCUUCAAUAAUUCAAAUGUUGCUCAUUCUACAGGGGGUUCAUGAAUCAAAAGGCGUAACUGAAGACUAUUUAAAAUUGGAGGUUCUGUUACAGAAGGUUGUUUCACCUUAUUUGGGUACAUAUGGUUUAUACUCCAGUGAUGGGACUAUCCCACACUCUUCGUGCAUUUUAGAAUUACAGAAAGAUGAAGCAGAAAACGCAGCUAUGGGUGAAAGCUCAUUUGUAUCUGUACCAAGCAGAGAUACUCAAGUGAGCAUGACUCACCCAUAUUAUGAUGUGGCAAGGCACAAUAUCAUUCACUUUGCAGGUGAUGACAGGUUGGGCAGAAAAGUGAUAGCUUUCAGUUGCUGCCGCAUGCCUCCUUCUUACCAGCUUAAUCAUAUUCGGCUAUUAGAAUAUUUAAAGUAUACACUGGAUCAGUAUGUGGAAAAUGACUACACAAUUGUCUACUUUCACUAUGGUCUGAACAGUCAGAAUAAACCUUCCCUGAGCUGGUUGCAAAGUGCCUACAAGGAAUUUGACAGGAAGUAUAAGAAAAAUCUGAAAGCAGUCUAUAUUGUACAUCCAACCAAUUUCAUAAAAAUCAUUUGGAACAUCUUUAAACCUCUAAUCAGUCACAAGUUUGGGAAGAAGGUCAUCUAUCUGAAUUAUUUAAGUGACCUGAGAGACCAUCUUAAAUAUGACCAGCUGAAAAUCCCUGAAGAGGUUAUUCGGCAUGAUGAAAAACUUCGGAUUAAACAAAAGAAGAAACCACCUACCACAGUGAAGAUUCCUCCACCAAGGCCACCGCUCCCGACCCAGCAGUUUGGAGUCAGCCUCCAAUACCUCUCACUUAAGAACAAAGGUGAAGUAAUUCCACCAGUAAUGAAGCACACAGUAGCUUAUUUGAAGCAAAAAGGGCUCAAAGCGGAAGGGCUGUUUAGAAGAUCAGCUAGCUUACAAAGUAUUAAAGAAAUCCAGAAACUUUAUAAUCAGGGAAAGCCUGUUAAUUUUGAUGAAUAUGGAGAUAUCCACAUUCCUGCAGUCAUCCUUAAGACUCUCCUGAGAGAACUUCCUGAGCCUUUACUGUGCUUUUAUACCUAUGAUGAAAUCCUUGGAAUUACUAGUGUGGAAAGUAGCUUACGAGUAACUAGAUGCAAAGAAAUUGUCCAUAGGCUUCCUGAGCAAAAUUAUGCUGUUCUGAAGUUUCUAAUAUGUUUUCUCCAUAUGGUGUCACAAGAAAGCAUUUUCAACAAAAUGACUGGUUCCAACCUUGCCUGUGUCUUUGGCUUGAAUCUGAUCUGGUCCUCCAAAGAUGCUCCUUCCUUUAUUUCUUUAGUACCUAUAAAUCUUUUUGUUACAUUAUUGAUAGACUUCUAUCCCACAAUAUUUGAUUCUCGAGUUGUGCCUGGUGAAGAGAUACCUUGAACAUAAAAUGAAAGGGAAUUGACAUUUGGUCUUUCAGCCCAUUGGCUCCUUCCCAGUUCUUCCAUCUGAGAUCCCUUUGGAGAUGCUUGAGACAACCUGGGGCCUCUUUAGGGCAAGACUCAUUCUUCUCCUGUAUGGUGUUUUCCUAAUCAAAUGUUAGAUGUAAAAUUGGUGACUUGGAGCAGGGCUCUCUCAAACUAGCUUUACUAGUUUAUAUUUUCCUUGAAGCUGGAAAAAAAAAUAUAUCAAAAGAGGUUGAAUGUAGUAGAGGUUGCUAUGCUUCUAUGAUUAGCUGUUUUGUUACUGUAAUCAUAGUAAUUAUUUAUUGUUUAUUUUUAUCAUCUGCAAUUCUUGUUUUGUACUUUUUGACGCCGGAAAGAACUGCAGGGUGGACUCUGUGGAUUGCAGCUUUUGAUUUUAGCCAGAAAAAUCCAGGAAUUAUUAAUUUAGCCAGACAAUGUGGUUCAUGAUGAUGAUGUAUUUCUGUGUUAUGGGUAUGUGUCAUGUAAUGAUUUAAGAAUUGUUCAUUUCUGCAAGGGAGAAGGAGUAUUUUCAAGAAUUUUCUCCCUUCUGCCUCACAUUUUCAAAAAUUAAACCCACCUUAGCAAAGUUUGAUGGGGAGAGCAGCCAAGGAUUUGGUUGACUACAGGCUUCCUGUUCUCUUCACUUACCUGAUGUGACAUCGGUGGGGAAACAAUUGAACAUCUGGAAGGUUGUAUCCUUUUCUGUCAUAAACGUCUUCAUGCAACUUUGUGGGAGAAAGGCAGCCAUUGAUCGGGGGACUGUAGUGUGCCAAGAUUCUUUCCUGGCUCAUCUGCUCUCUACAUAAUAUUGAAGUGAAUCAAUUUGAGUCAUUUCAGUUUAACUGAUUUUAAACAUAUACUUAAAUUUUUU
Anolis sagrei ordinatus is the source of this 3412-nucleotide messenger RNA. RefSeq names its product proline-rich protein 5-like. The record is from RefSeq and is a predicted model, not a curated record. Gene Ontology annotation, cellular component: TORC2 complex; cytoplasm. Gene Ontology annotation, molecular function: GTPase activator activity. Gene Ontology annotation, biological process: small GTPase-mediated signal transduction; TORC2 signaling; negative regulation of endocytic recycling. Lineage: Eukaryota; Metazoa; Chordata; Lepidosauria; Squamata; Anolidae.